AUAAAUAAUUAUAAUAGCACUUGUUCCAUUCUCUAGCCAUUGGUAUGUACAUUUCGUUUUUGAUUUUGAUGUAUUGCUGUCCUUUUCUCUUAACCACCUCUCCGAUCUCCUUCGCUUCACAGCUCUCUCAUCUCCCCCAUUUCUUUCCAUUCAAGCGUUCUGUCAUUUCUCACUCAUUGAAUGCUAUAUUUCUAUCUAACUUUGCCUUCGUCCGCCAGCUAAGUAAGAUCUUUUUUCUUCUUCUUAAAACAAGAUUGUUGAAUUCUUUUCUUUUGGGAAUCUGGGUCUGUCUUUCUUGAGAUUUGGGAAACCCUUUUGUUUCAUUGGCCACUGAUGCGAAAUGGGUUGUUAUGUAGAUCAUAGCUUUCAGCUUGAAUUUUUUGAAAAAGCUGUAAUUUGAGUGUUAAAUAUGCAUAGAUGUGUUGGUUUCUCUGUACUUGAAUGAUUUACUUUGAUGUGUUGUGUUGCUCUACUAUGAAACUCUUAUACUUCUCUGAGCCGAAUGGGGAAUAUUGAUUGAACUGAUGGUGAAAAUUUUUUAAUCGUUAGUUUGGCAUAUACAUUGGAUCAAUUCUAUAAUGGGUUUGAAGUUGUUUAUAGAGAAAAGGGCUAUUGAAGAUCUUGAAGUUGUAAAGUUUUCAUUAUUUUUGGUUGGGAGUUUGUUGAAUGUUGGUGAGAUAAGAUGGUAAAAGGAAGAUGCCUAGUCUCAAAAAUUGUACUUUGAAUAUAUUGGCAUUAUGAAUUGAUUGAGAUGGUGAAUAAUUUUAGUAGGAGUACAUCAUUUAACCGAAGGGCGUUGAAUGCUGAAAGCGCGAGAGUUUUGAAUGUUUCAAGCCCCAAAGCUUUGAAUGUUCUAAGCACUAAACCUUUGUGUUUCACUAGUUCUAGAGUUUAUCAUAGGUUGGGCUGGGUCUCACGCUUGUUUCCUGUCCUUAUUCUCAUUGGGGCUUUGAUUUCUUUUAUUAUACUACUUCAUGGGGGUUAUAUAUAUGUUCUCCCUAGUCUGAGUCAAGCAUUUUAUGGACAUGGUGUGUUAAAAUUCAAUAAUUCAAGCAACGUUUGUGAUAUUUUUGAUGGAAGCUGGGUUAUAGAUGAUGAUUACCCAUUAUACAAUGCUUCAGACUGUCCAUUUGCAGAACAAGGAUUCAAUUGCUUGGGAAAUGGCCGGAAAGAUAGAGAUUAUCUCAAAUGGAGAUGGAAACCAAAAAAUUGUGAUAUUCCAAGGUUUAAUGUUCACAAUGUUCUGGAAAUGCUCCGAGAUAAAAGGAUAGUUUUUGUUGGAGAUUCUAUGAGUAGAACGCAGUGGGAAUCAUUGAUUUGCUUGCUUAUGACCGGAGUAGAAGAUAAGAAGAGUGUUUAUGAAGUUAAUGGCAAUAAGAUAACAAAACGGAUCAGAUUUCUAGGUGUUCGGUUUACUUCCUUCAAUUUUACCAUUGAGUUCUUUCGCUCGGUGUUCUUGGUGCAACAUGGUUGGAUGCCUAGACAUGCACCAAAGCGUGUUAGGUCAACCCUUAAGUUGGAUAAAUUGGAUGAUGUUAGCAAUGAGUGGAUUAAUGCAGAUGUUCUUAUAUUCAACACUGGACAAUGGUGGGUUCCAGGGAAGCUCUUUGAAACUGGUUGCUACUUCCAGGUUGGGAACUCAGUAAAGCUUGGAAUGUCAAUUCCUGCUGCAUUCAAAAUGGCAUUAGGUACUUGGGCAUCAUGGGUUGAGAACACGAUUGACACAAACAGAACACUUGUCUUUUUCAGAACAUUUGAGCCAUCACACUGGAGUGAAAAAUCCCGUAGGUUUUGCAAUGUGACCCAGAACCCAUUGUUAGAAACUGAAGGGAGGGAUCGAAGCAUUUUUUCAGAGACUAUAUUUGAGGUGAUAAAGAAUAUGACUGUUCCUAUAACCGUUCUGCAAGUAACUUCCAUGUCAGCUUUCCGAAGAGAUGCACAUGUGGGUGGGUGGAGUGACAAUCCAAUGGUACCUGAUUGUAGCCAUUGGUGUCUUCCUGGCUUACCUGACAUCUGGAAUGAAAUUUUCCUCUCGUACCUGCUUGCUGAUUAUGGACUUCCUGCAGUGAAUGGAAAGCAGUGUGAGUUCAUUCUCUUUCUGAUUUCACUUCUUUCCGCUUCUUUCAUUUGUAAUUUAUUCAGUGCUCAGUUUUAUAUGUAUGUUCCAACCAGAUUGCAAACACUUAAGAGGCUUGAUGACUUGAUCAUAAUUAAUAGCUUGCUUGUGUUAAUUUAUUACUAUAUGCUAUGUUACUUGGGUUCUGGUAAGUAUAAAAUAUGGAUGUAUAUCUUAUAUGAGUAUGGUUGGAUUUUUUAAGGUUUUCCAUGUAUUUGGAGGUCACAUUGUCAUAUGUUUGCCUGACACACUAGCGUAGGACAAGUGGACUUAAAGAAAAAUGAAGAGUCAAGGCAACAUAGGCUAUAUGUUUUUCAAGAUUUUUAUUUGUUGUCCUUGCUCCUGAAAAUCAUUCCAUCUCUACAAGCAGAGUUAGGAAAGAAAUGCUUUAUGUUCUUAGAUGGUAUCCAUAACAUGAACAGAUUCUCUCGGUGAUUGAUUAGAGAUGUCGAAUCAGUAGCCGUCUUGGGUUUGGUUUGGAUUACUUUAGGUUGGGUUAUUUUGGGUCUAAUGGACGUUAGUUCAUAUUUUGGUUCUUGUAAUUUUUUAUUCUAGUCAUUUAGGCUUGACCCUCAAUUUUUAUUGGAAUUGGAUCAUUCUUAAGUCAUUGACUUUUAAAGUCAAACCAAAUUGGAUCUUGAAUGAAUUGAGUAGACAAAGUCAGAUUUUAUCAAUAGUAAGUAAGUUGUUCCAUUUUGAAUGAAUUUUUGUUCCAUUUUGAAUGAAUUGAGUAGACAAAGCCAGAUUUUAUCAAUUGUAAUUAAGUUGUUCCAUUUUGAAUGAAUUGAGUAGACAAAGUGAGAUUUUAUCAGAACAUAGGUAACAUAGCAAAUGUUGGGAUAUGAGCCCAAACUAGUUGAUUGUAUUUUUUAAGAGUAGUUUCAUAAUUAGGAAAAAUAAAAAGAAUUAUAAUAUAAAAUUGUGUAAACCGAACUUAAUUUAUAAUAAUAUUUUUUAAUGUUUUAUAUAAUUAAAAGGAUACUUGUGAUUAAGAAAGAUGAUCUUCAAAGGUUUAUAUGUUUUAUAUUAGCUAGUUUGGAGUAAUUUUGGUUUGGAUCAUUUUCGUUUCCAGUUUAUUUAGGUUUGAAUUAUUUUGGAUUUAAUUGUUUUUUAGUUGAAAUCAUUUAGGUUUGAGUUGAUCUAACGCUAGUGUUUUUUUUUUUUCUCUGCUCUUAUGAAAUUGAUUCUAAUUCGGGUUUGAACAAAUUAGGUGAGUUUUGGGUAUUUAGAUCAGCUUUGAUAGCUAUAUGAUUGAUGCAGAUUGGAUGACCCAUGAUUGAACCCUCUUCUGCAUGCACCUUCUUCGCUGAAACACGAAAUGAACAUGGAUUGAAGUUUCUUGGCUCACAUCAAGCAACCAGUAUGACAAAGCACUCAAUUUUUAUUUUUGAUUUUUACAGAGAAGAUGUAGAGUAACACGUAUAAAGCAAUUUGUGAGAGAAGCUUAUAUUUUUUUGGUGUUUGUUUGUUUUUCAUUCAUUGUUGCCUUUUCCUUAAACCAAUCCCCCGCCCCCGCCCCUUCCCCCGGUUUUUGUUCUUUUACAUUUACAAGGUGAAGGUGAGAAAACAGCCAAAAUUGGGUAUUCGGAUGUAACAAGUUUGUCCCUUUUUUGUCUGUUCAGAUGUCAAAAUUUUGAUGAUUCACACAUAAAAUAGAUAUAAUCUUGCUGUUGUACUUGUCAUUGGUGUCCUUUUAAGACAUCCUGUUGAAGUUGAGCUCAUCAUAUAUUUAAACAUUUAAAUUUUUUGUUUAA
Gossypium arboreum is the source of this 3870-nucleotide messenger RNA. RefSeq names its product protein trichome berefringence-like 7. The transcript is spliced from 3 exons. Gene Ontology annotation, molecular function: O-acetyltransferase activity. Bases 752 to 2317 code for a protein of 521 amino acids. The record is from RefSeq and is a predicted model, not a curated record. Lineage: Eukaryota; Viridiplantae; Streptophyta; Magnoliopsida; Malvales; Malvaceae. Gene Ontology annotation, cellular component: Golgi apparatus.